CUUGCUUCUGAACCAAGUGUGAGUGAAGAGGGAGUGAAGAGUGUUCAGCCCGGUCCGUGUCCAAAAGCACAGCCAUCAACACUCAACGGUUGGUUCGUUGAGGCUCAAGGUUUCUUCCAUCGCCCGAAAUCCGUGACAAGAUCCCAGAAUCAUGGCCAACAAACGACCCGGAGAGGGCGCCGAGGGCUCCGAUGACCAAUCCCAGGCCAAGAAAGGCAAAGGAACCGAGGAUUUCGGCCUUCUACUUUUCUCGGGAGCCACGGAUUGGGAGUUUGUAGGUCGCAAGGCCAACAACUUACCGCGCAGCAAGAACACCUUCUGGAAGCCCAUCAUCAUGGAGACGUUCGCCAAUAUGUCUAUGAAGGCCGUGUACUCUGGACCGAAUUCGGUCCAUAUUUUUGCCAUCAAUGAGGAGGGCCAGGUGUUCGCUUGGGGCCGGAACGAGCAAGGUCAAUUGGGAUUGGGCGAUACCAAAGAUCGGAAGAAACCGGCUAAAGUUGAGUUUCCCGAGGGCGUGCAGAUCGCCAAAAUCGCCACCGGCAAGAACCAUUCGUUGUUCCUGACCGAUGCGGGAGAGAUUUUUGCCUGCGGGGAUAACCGUCACGGCCAAACGUCCGGCGGAAAGAAGGACAGUAAAUGCACGAAACCCACUCGGGUGUCGCAUGAGGGUCCCUCGGCGAAACAUAUCGCUUGUGGCGGUGACUUUAGCGCUUUUGUGGGAACGGAUGGUUCCAUUUGGACUUGGGGCCAUCCUGAGCAUGGUCAGCUAGGCCACAACACUGAAGGCCAGUACAUCGAAAAGGCCGGGAAAGUCAACUACGACUAUGUUUACAAUCCCAGCCGCAUUUCCACCUUUGUGGAAAAGGAUGCGCGUAAAAAGAACACUCAAUACCUUACCCCGCCCAACAUUGUGACCAUGGACUGUGGCACCAACCAUUGCGUGGCGGUGGACAGUAAUAAUAAGGCGUACAGUUGGGGGUUCGGUGGAUACGGUCGAUUAGGCCAUUCCUGUACGGACAACGAGAUGGUCCCAUGUCUGAUUGCCUCCUUCAAUGGUCCCAAACGCGGCAUCAAGUCCGUUACCUGCGGCGCUCAAUUCAACUUAGCUCCGGCCGAGAUCCCAGGCACCACCUACAUGUGGGGUCAAUACGUUUCGAGCAAGGAGGCCAACAUGUAUCCCAAACCCAUUCCGGAUCUCUCUGGCUGGCUGGAUAUCAAGUCUAUUGCUUGCUCCACCAAGGGAUGGGUUCUGUCCGCUGACGAUACCAUCAUCGCCGCCAUUCCAAGCCCUGCCUACGGAGAAUUGGCUAUGGGCGAGUUCAAAAAAUCAUCCGCAGCUCCCACUGAAGUGAAAACUUUAGACGGCUUAAAAGUGGCUCAAUGUGCUAUGGGGUUGGCCUAUAGCUUGUUUUUAGCCAGAGUUGAGCCUGAUAAGGUGGAUGCUCUCAAGAAGAAGUAUCCCGUCAUCGCUCAGGUUGACGACUGAUCAAGAAUGGAAAAUUCCACGACGCAGGAACUCGACGACCAUUUCUGUCCCAAAGAGAUCUAUUUUUUACCAGGCUCUGUCUGAUUAUCUGGUGUUUUUUUGUAUUGGUGAAAUAUAGUUCGUACCUGUCAUAAAUCGUUAUUAUUUUGAACGCAUCAAUGAAGAGUUUGUGAUUACACAAGAAUGAAAUAAAACGAUUGAUCAAUA
Messenger RNA from Tigriopus californicus, 1693 nucleotides. Its product is annotated as protein RCC2 homolog. The record is from RefSeq and is a predicted model, not a curated record. NCBI's taxonomy places the organism in Eukaryota, Metazoa, Arthropoda, Copepoda, Harpacticoida, Harpacticidae. The transcript has 6 exons. The coding region runs from base 152 to 1486 and encodes 444 amino acids.